AUGAUGCGGCAUCAACUAUUCAGGAGCGCUGCCCACGCUUCGGCUCUCUCCGCGGGGCGAACUGGCCUUGCUGCUCCUGCGUGGCAGCAGGCUGUGCGCCAGUACAGCAUUGCUCCGGCUGCUUCAGAGACGAAACUGGCCGAUAUUGACCCGUCCCAGCUCGUCAUCGAGCGGACAACUAACCCCAAGCCGCUCAAAGCUGCCAAGGACCUCAUCUUUGGCCGCAACUUCACCGACCAUAUGCUCAUGAUCGAGUGGCAGAACACCACGGGCUGGCAAGCGCCGCGCAUCGUGCCUUACCAGAACCUGUCCCUCGACCCGGCCACCUGCGUUUUCCACUACGCCUUCGAGUGCUUCGAGGGCAUGAAGGCCUACAAGGACAAGGCCGGCAACAUCCGGUUGUUUCGCCCAGACAAGAACAUGGAGCGCUUCAACAAGUCCGCCGCGCGCAUAGCCCUGCCCAACUUCAACGGCAGCGCCCUGAUCGAGCUGAUAGCCAAGUUCACCAAGCUGGAGAGCCGCUUCAUUCCCGAAGAGCGCGGCUACUCUCUGUACCUGCGUCCGACGCUGAUCGGCACGCAGAAGACACUGGGCGUCGGCCCGCCGGGCUCGGCCCUCCUCUUCGUCAUCGCCUCGCCCGUCGGCCCGUACUACCCGACGGGUUUCAAGGCUGUCUCGCUCGAGGCGACCGACUACGCCGUGCGCGCCUGGCCCGGCGGCGUCGGCGAUAAGAAGCUGGGCGCCAACUACGCGCCGUGCGUGGUGCCGCAGCGCGAGGCCAUGGGCCGCGGCUUCCAGCAGAACUUGUGGUUGUUCGGCGAGCAGGAGUAUGUGACGGAGGUGGGCACUAUGAACUUCUUUGUGGCGCUGCGCAACAAGGAGACGGGCCAGAAGGAGCUCAUCACGGCGCCGCUGGACGGCACCAUCCUGGAGGGCGUCACCCGCGACUCGGUCUUGUCGCUGGCCCGCGAGCGUCUUGUUCCUCAGGGCUGGAACGUCGUGGAGCGCAAGUACACCAUGAAGGAACUCGACGAGGCUGCCAACGAGGGUCGUCUCAUUGAGGCCUUCGGCUCGGGCACGGCUGCCAUUGUCAGCCCUGUCCGCCACAUCAGCUGGAAGGGCAAGCUGAUCAACUGCGGUUUGAAGGACCAUGAGGAGUCGGGCGAGAUCGCUGCCAAGAUGAAGGAGUGGAUCGAGGCCCGGCAGUAUGGUGAUGAUGAGCACGAGUGGAGCUACAUUUGCUAG
This is a messenger RNA of Thermochaetoides thermophila DSM 1495, 1245 nucleotides long. RefSeq lists its product as uncharacterized. The record is from RefSeq and is a predicted model, not a curated record. NCBI's taxonomy places the organism in Eukaryota, Fungi, Ascomycota, Sordariomycetes, Sordariales, Chaetomiaceae. The coding region runs from base 1 to 1245 and encodes 414 amino acids. Gene Ontology annotation, biological process: L-leucine biosynthetic process; L-valine biosynthetic process. Gene Ontology annotation, cellular component: mitochondrion. Gene Ontology annotation, molecular function: branched-chain-amino-acid:2-oxoglutarate transaminase activity. The transcript is spliced from 2 exons.